AUGGCGGGAUGGAUGGGGAGGGAAGAUGAAGCUGUAGAGGGAGGUCUGGAGCCUGCAGCGCGUCUGACCGCUUGCCAAAUUAGGGCGGCGUGGCUGGUCUUAACCGGAUUGGGAAAUGCUAUAGUUACAGGCUAUAGAGAGCGGAUUGACGAGUCAAUUUGGGCUCGCGUCGGUCUUGCAUUACUGUGGACGAUUGAUAUCCCCUUGGUGAGGCUUGACUCGCUCCUAACACCACAACUCCAGUAUCCUUCCAACCCAAGUAACUCCAAAACACUUCAACAAAUUGCAAUACAACUCCACAGUGCUGGCAGCAAGCGCGAUUCAGCACAGUUUCAAGCCAGCAGGUCGUAG
Messenger RNA from Aspergillus niger, 351 nucleotides. RefSeq lists its product as uncharacterized. Bases 1 to 351 code for a protein of 116 amino acids. NCBI's taxonomy places the organism in Eukaryota, Fungi, Ascomycota, Eurotiomycetes, Eurotiales, Aspergillaceae. The record is from RefSeq and is a predicted model, not a curated record. The transcript is spliced from 3 exons.